CCCUUGCCUCCUCCCCUUCUUCUUCCUACACGCCCUUCAGCCUUCUUCUACCUCACUUCUCUUACCUCUCUCAUUACUUGCUAUGUCCGACUCCCAAGAAUCGUCUAACCGCACGACGAGAGACUACAAUCAGUAUCAGAGCUCACAGCCCAGGUACACGCAUUCAAAUUCUCCCUUCGUCGCAACGAGCCAGUCAGAGCGGCGCGAAGACUUCUCUUUCGGUAGAGUAUGGGAGUUCCUGCAGAAGGAUGGGUUGUUCGGAAGGCUUUGCGAAAGCGGAGUGAUCGGAAAUCCCAAUGCUCUCCGUAUGUUGGGACAGAGUCAUGCCGCGACAAGAUUGGACUCGAUGUCAACAUGCACUUCAUGGGCUUCCUCCUCGAGCAGCACGUUCACAGACAGCAUUAUCAGCUCACGUGGACAAAUGUUUGCUGGACCAUACUUCUCCUCUGAUGAGCAGAGUCAAAGGCUCGAAUCAGUGAGUAUGGGGAUGUCGAUGAACUGGUCAUAUCCCGAUGAUUCAACGGACCUGUCUUCCAGUGAUAGCAAGAAGCGAUUUGCCAGCACUUCCUCAGCGGAUGCAACCGAGGGAAAGAAGGCAAAGAGGCUUCAUCAGGAGGGUCUUGACGAUGACUCUGAGCUCAGUAUUGGGCCGGGGGUACCGGUUUGAGGCCUGAAAACAUGAAAUGAUGUGUGAAGGUAUCCUGUUCUGAUUUUAAUUAUUCAUUCGUAUGUAAAUAAAGUCGUGUACUCU
This is a messenger RNA of Guillardia theta CCMP2712, 751 nucleotides long. RefSeq lists its product as hypothetical. Lineage: Eukaryota; Cryptophyceae; Pyrenomonadales; Geminigeraceae. The transcript has a single exon. The coding region runs from base 83 to 667 and encodes 194 amino acids. The record is from RefSeq and is a predicted model, not a curated record.